Molecule: messenger RNA, 1930 nt
Organism: Grammomys surdaster
Lineage: Eukaryota; Metazoa; Chordata; Mammalia; Rodentia; Muridae
Product: syntaxin-binding protein 5-like
Exons: 17
Biological process (GO): regulation of protein secretion; regulation of exocytosis
Cellular component (GO): SNARE complex; cytoplasm; plasma membrane
Molecular function (GO): GTPase activator activity; syntaxin binding; myosin II binding
Source: RefSeq, a predicted model, not a curated record
AUGAAGAAGUUUAAUUUCCGAAAAGUUUUGGAUGGCUUAACUGCCUCAUCCCCUGGCAGUGGUAGCGGCAGCGGCAGUAACAGCGGUGGGGCUGGAAGUGGCUCGGUCCAUCCAGGAGGGACUGCAGGGCUUCCGAGAGAGGAAAUUCAGGAAAGCCUGACUUCAGAGUAUUUCCAGAUUUGCAAGGGCGCUUUGGUCAGUGCAAGUUCAGAUGACACACUUCAUUUGUGGAAUCUGAGACAGAAAAGGCCAGCCAUUCUCCAUUCUCUUAAGUUUAACAGAGAACGAAUUACUUACUGUCAUCUACCUUUCCAGAGUAAAUGGCUCUAUGUUGGAACAGAAAGAGGAAAUACACAUAUUGUAAAUAUUGAAUCUUUCAUUCUUUCUGGAUAUGUCAUCAUGUGGAACAAGGCAAUUGAACUAUCCACCAAGACUCAUCCAGGCCCAGUUGUACAUUUAAGUGAUAGCCCAAGAGAUGAAGGAAAACUGUUAAUAGGUUAUGAAAAUGGCACUGUGGUAUUCUGGGACUUGAAAUCUAAAAGAGCAGAACUGAGAGUUUAUUAUGAUGAGGCUAUUCAUUCAAUUGAUUGGCAUCACGAGGGCAAACAAUUCAUGUGCAGCCACUCAGAUGGUAGCUUGACUUUAUGGAACCUGAAAAGCCCAAGUCGCCCUUUCCAAACCACAGUUCCACAUGGAAAAAGUCAAAGAGAAGGAAGAAAGUCUGAGUCUUGUAAACCAAUUCUUAAAGUAGAGUACAAAACGUGCAGGAACAGUGAACCAUUUAUAAUAUUCUCUGGUGGGCUGUCAUAUGACAAAGCUUGCAGAAGGCCAAGUUUAACCAUCAUGCAUGGAAAAGCAAUUACAGUACUUGAAAUGGAUCAUCCUAUUGUUGAAUUUCUAACUUUAUGUGAAACGCCCUAUCCAAAUGAAUUUCAAGAACCCUAUGCUGUUGCUGUACUUCUAGAGAAAGAUCUCAUCGUAGUUGAUCUGACACAAACCAAUUUUCCAAUCUUUGAAAAUCCAUAUCCAAUGGACAUUCAUGAGUCACCAGUUACAUGCACAGCAUAUUUUGCCGAUUGCCCUCCAGAUUUGAUCCUAGUACUCUAUUCUAUAGGAGUCAAGCAUAAAAAACAAGGAUACAGUAAUAAGGAAUGGCCAGUCAGUGGAGGAGCUUGGAACCUUGGAGCACAAACUUAUCCAGAAAUUAUUAUUACAGGUCAUGCUGAUGGAACAAUAAAAUUUUGGGAUGCCUCAGCAAUGACCCUGCAGAUGUUGUAUAAGCUAAAAACUUCCAAAGUAUUUGAAAAACAGAAGGCAGGAGACGGCAAACAGACAUGUGAGAUUGUAGAGGAAGAUCCUUUUGCUGUUCAGAUGAUUUAUUGGUGUCCAGAGAGCAGAAUAUUUUGCGUAUCUGGAGUCUCUGCAUAUGUCAUAAUUUAUAAAUUCAGCAGACACGAAAUCACAACAGAAAUAGUGCCAUCAUUAGAAGUACGACUUCAGUGCGAUGUUGAAGACAUUAUUACUCCUGAGCCAGAAACAAGUCCUCCAUUUCCAGAUCUCUCCUCUCAACUUCCUUCUUCAAGGAGUCUUUCUGGAAGCACUAACACUGUGUCUAGUGAAGGAGUGACGAAGGACAGCAUCCCGUGUCUCAGUGUUAAAACACGGCCAGUACGAAUGCCGCCGGGCUAUCAAGCAGAUCUUGUUAUUCAGUUGGUGUGGGUAGAUGGUGAGCCUCCUCAGCAAAUUACGAGCCUUGCUAUAAGCUCAGCAUAUGGAAUAGUUGCAUUUGGAAACUGCACUGGGUUGGUUGUGGUGGAUUUCAUACAGAAGACAGUACUGUUAAGCAUGGGGACCAUUGACCUCUAUAGAUCAAGUGACCUGUACCAGCGACAGCCCCGGUCUCCUCGAAAAAACAGGCAGUUCAUUGCAG